Molecule: messenger RNA, 1588 nt
Organism: Trichomycterus rosablanca
Lineage: Eukaryota; Metazoa; Chordata; Actinopteri; Siluriformes; Trichomycteridae
Gene: kcnj19b
Product: potassium inwardly rectifying channel subfamily J member 19b
Exons: 3
Coding region: 37-1533 (498 amino acids)
Biological process (GO): potassium ion import across plasma membrane; regulation of monoatomic ion transmembrane transport
Cellular component (GO): plasma membrane
Molecular function (GO): G-protein activated inward rectifier potassium channel activity
Source: RefSeq, a predicted model, not a curated record
AGGCCAUUCAGGCACGGCUUCAUCUCCAAACGCAGCAUGUCAGCCAUCAGACGGAAAUUCGGUGAAGAAUACCAGGUGGUGAACACAACCCGAGCUUUGCCCUUCCCAGCACCGGCUAAGCGCAAACGGCAGCGCUUCGUGGAGAAGAACGGACGCUGUAACGUCCAGCACGGGAACCUGGGAGGCGAGACGAGCCGGUACCUGUCCGAUAUCUUUACCACACUGGUGGACCUGAAGUGGCGCUGGAACCUUCUCAUCUUUCUGCUCACCUACACCGUGGCGUGGCUGGUCAUGGCAUUCAUGUGGUGGCUGAUCGCGUACGCGCGUGGAGACCUGGGCCGCGGCCACGACCCCGAUUAUACCCCGUGCGUCGCCAACGUGUACAACUUUCCGUCCGCGUUCCUCUUCUUCAUCGAGACCGAGGCCACCAUCGGCUAUGGGUACCGCUACAUCACGGAGAAGUGUCCCGAGGGCAUCAUCCUGUUCCUCUUCCAGUCGCUGCUCGGCUCCAUCGUGGACGCUUUCCUGAUCGGCUGCAUGUUCAUCAAGAUGUCCCAGCCGAAGAAGCGCGCAGAGACGCUCAUGUUCAGCCAGGACGCGGUGAUCUCUCAGCGGGACGGGAAGCUCUGCCUCAUGUUCCGAGUGGGGAACCUGAGGAACAGCCACAUGGUGUCCGCGCAGAUCAGGUGCAAACUCAUCAAGUCCCGUCAGACCCCUGAGGGCGAGUUUCUGCCUCUGGACCAAAGGGAGCUGGACGUGGGGUUCGGGACGGGCGCCGACCAGCUCUUUCUCGUCUCUCCUCUUACCAUCUGCCAUGAGAUAAAUCCCAAGAGCCCGUUCUUCGACCUCUCCAAGCGCUCGCUCAUGAGCGAACAGUUUGAGAUAGUCGUCAUCCUGGAAGGGAUCGUAGAAACCACAGGUAUGACAUGUCAGGCCCGGACCUCGUACACAGAGGACGAGGUCUUGUGGGGGCAUCGCUUCCUUCCUGUCAUGUCUCUUGAGGAGGGCUUCUUUCGGGUCGACUACUCGCAGUUCCACAAUACCUUCGAAGUACCGACACCUCCCUACAGUGUGAAGGAGCAAGAAGAGUCAUCUUGCCUCCCAUCCCCUGCUCCUCCUCUCACCCCGACUCUGGGAGACUCACGCAACCGCCGGGAGCGCAUCCUCUCCCUGGAUGGUGGUCCUCACACUGAUGGAACAGGCUCACGGCUUCCCAGCAAGCUCCAGCGCAUGAGCUCAAGGAAUGGCAAGGAGGUUGUGAAAACCACACAGAGCACUGAAAAAAACUCCAGCACAAGUAACCCUGAACGUCUCGCCUCCUUGGCUGGCCUGGAGGAGUCUGACCACCAGAUGAAGACUCUGAAGCUGGACUCGGAGUCCCACAUUCUGGCAGCUGGAGAGCUGGAGCAUCACAGACUGCAUCCUAUGCCCACUCCAGUGCCAGGGACAAACCUCCACCAGUUGCCGCUGGGAGGAGGGCGUCCCGAGGACAACCUGCCCGAGAAGCUGCGCAGGAUGAAUGUGGACCGCUAAACCAUGAAUCAGACUUGGACAAACACUAAGGCUUUGGGGAAGGGCAGAGCUUCUU